GCCUUUUCAAGUUUUGUGGCUGUCACACAAAUAAUGGCGUUUGAAAGUUAUAUUUAUAUUUAACCGAACCGAAAGUAUGAUUUUCACGUGACUAAUAAUUAAAUGAUUUAUAAAGUUUAUUUUUAGGACGCUGAUCAUGGUCGUUCUCACACUUGAAUUAAUUAAUUAUCCGAAAAUUUUAACGGAUACAAUCAUGUCGAAAGAAGUGAAUAGCUCUAAUGACCAAGAUACCGCAGAAAAUGAAAUAGUAAGCAAGCUGGAAGUAAGCAAUUUGGAAGAAAGCAAUACUACACUCACAUCAAGUAGUUGGGAUGAUGGCAACACCACAGUGAGAAAAUUGGAAGAAAGUAAUACCAAAGUCAUAAUAAGUGGUCGGAUUACCUCAAUUAUUAAUUGGGAAGAAAGUGAUAUUACAGGAUUGGAACGGUGUAAUAUUAACAAAUUAAUAGACGCUUUCCUGGGAUAUAGAUGGGAAAGCGAAAAAAGACACAAAUGGGAAAAAUACGAACUGGAGAAAAGACAAAUUAUCGAAAUCAUCCGUCACCUAGCCUAUAACAAUAGUUAUAGAGUACAUGGUUAUUGGAUAUGUCAUCAAUGGCAGUGCGGACAUAGACCACAGCAGUGUCUAUCGGUAAGGCAAUGUGAAAAUAAACAUAAAUAUGUAUACUAUUGGAAUGAGUGCAACCACAAUCAAAAAUGCCCAAAUCGAACCGAAUGUCGAAAAAAAUACAACUUAAGGCAAUGGCAACGCGAAAACUUUUGUCAACGCGAAUGGCAAAAACAGGACGAUGGUGGAAAUUUGAUUUCGAGUUUCCUACUGUAUAACUCUGAAAAUUCGAAUGAAAAUCCUGACAUGGAAAUAAUUCGUCACCUAGUAUGGAAUGAUAAGUAUAGAGUAUUUGGCAAUUGGGGAUGUUCAAGUUGCCGAAAGAGAUGGAGAAGCGCUUAUACUUGGAUAUCACUUCAAAAGUAUAUAGAGAAAACUCCAGGAAAGCGUUUAAAUCGUUUUAAUGACGAUUAUAUCAUACAGAAGUGCAAGAAAGAGGAAUGUGGUGAUGAUGGCAUUAUUUUAGGUUAUGAACAUCUAGUACUAUCGGAGGAUGGUGUAGAACACAAAAGGCAUUUAUGUGCAAAGUGUCUGAAUAAUGAAACAUGUUUGGAAAGUGGUACCUACUAUGGAAAACAGAAAUAAUUGAUCGAUUUAAAUGAGUUGUUCAUAAGAUGAAAUUAAGGUAAAUCUUGCUUAUAUUUGUUUUAUUAAAAAUAAUUGUAAAUAGUUUCUUUACCCAGAGUUCAUCAAAUUGGUUAUCUUUGUUUCACCAUUCCUUUUUUUUUACUUCUUUUCGGAAAAAUUUGUAAAGGUCGUAUGUACACAUUCAGAAAGAAAAAGAUAUGGUAAAAUAGAUAAGAUUUAGAAGUCAUUGUUG
Molecule: messenger RNA, 1427 nt
Organism: Rhizophagus irregularis DAOM 181602=DAOM 197198
Lineage: Eukaryota; Fungi; Glomeromycota; Glomeromycetes; Glomerales; Glomeraceae
Source: RefSeq, a predicted model, not a curated record